AUGUGUGGCGAUCUGAAGGGCGACGCCAUUUGCAUGCCCGACGAGAUGCUUGGCGUGCUUGGCAGGCGACAGUCGAGACUCGCGUGCUCAACGAGCUUAAGCUCGCCCUGCAAGUGUGAUCCCUCUGUCCUGGUGUUGCUAGAUCGUGAGCUCGAACUGUCCACGAGUGAUUGGUGGGACAAUCUAAUCGGGUUCGGGUUGGCGGUGGGCUCCAGCGCGUUUAUUGGAUCGAGCUUCAUCAUCAAGAAGAAGGGUUUGCAGAGAGCCGGCGCGGCCGGUUCUCGUGCCGGUUCAGGAGGAUAUGGAUAUUUGCUAGAACCACUUUGGUGGAUUGGAAUGGUCACUAUGAUAAUUGGGGAGUUUGCCAAUUUUGUUGCUUAUAUGUAUGCUCCUGCUGUCCUUGUGACACCCCUUGGAGCAUUAAGUAUAAUUGUCAGUGCUGUUUUAGCCCAUUUCUUACUAAAAGAGAACUUGGGGAAGUUAGCAGUUGUCUUGGUACUUGUAUUGCAUUGUGAACCACGGUAUGGACAGACAAACAUCAUGGUCUAUAUCGGAAUUUGUUCUGUAAUUGGAUCCUUAACUGUUAUGAGCAUCAAAGCUAUAGGUAUUGCCAUAAAACUCACUCUGGAAGGUUAUAGUCAAGUAGCUCAUUUCAAGUCAUGGGUAUUUGCAAUGGUUGCGGUUACUUGCAUUGCCACUCAAUUAGUCUACUUAAACAAGGCUCUCGACACGUUUAACACUGCUGUAGUAUCUCCAAUCUAUUAUGCUAUGUUCACAUCACUCACGAUUCUUGCCAGUGCCAUAAUGUUUAAGGAUUGGUCUGGUCAGAGUGUUAGUAGCAUUGUUUCGGUUCUCUGUGGAUUUGUAACUGUACUUGCGGGUACAGUAGUAUUGCACAUUACAAGAGAUCCCGAAAAGCAGUCAUCUUCAGAUUUUGCUGCACUUCCUCAAAUCUCGUGGCUCGUGCAUGCGAAUGGUGAGAUAUGGAAACAAAAGGACAACGAUGAAUUGCAUUCGGAAUAUGUGGCAUUUAUACAUCCAGAUCAUUUUAAGUGA
This is a messenger RNA of Striga hermonthica, 1056 nucleotides long. The record is from the annotation of a GenBank genome assembly. NCBI's taxonomy places the organism in Eukaryota, Viridiplantae, Streptophyta, Magnoliopsida, Lamiales, Orobanchaceae.